Messenger RNA from Gadus chalcogrammus (walleye pollock), 477 nucleotides. RefSeq names its product histone-lysine N-methyltransferase PRDM9-like. Gene Ontology annotation, biological process: positive regulation of reciprocal meiotic recombination. Gene Ontology annotation, molecular function: histone H3K36 methyltransferase activity; recombination hotspot binding; histone H3K4 methyltransferase activity. Gene Ontology annotation, cellular component: nucleus. NCBI's taxonomy places the organism in Eukaryota, Metazoa, Chordata, Actinopteri, Gadiformes, Gadidae. Bases 1 to 477 code for a protein of 158 amino acids. The transcript has 4 exons. The record is from RefSeq and is a predicted model, not a curated record.
AUGAGGUACGUCAAUUGUGCUCGCAAUGAAGAGGAACAGAACCUAAUAGCGUUUCAGCACAAAGGAGGAAUUCCUUAUCGCACCUGUGGCCUCGUGACUUCAGGAGCAGAGCUCUUGGUCUGGUAUGGGGACGAAUACGCCAGACAUCUGGGAAUCGGAUUUGAUCGACUGUGGAACAACAAGAGCUCUACUAAAGGAGGGAAAUCCCAGCUGACACCAGCACAGGCUUUCCCCUGUCCCGAGUGUCCGUACUCCUACACGUCUCAGAUCUUCCUCCACAAACAAAUGAAGAGGAGCCAUGGCGACCUGUACGGCCGACUGCUGAGGAGUGGAGAAAUCAAGGUGGAGCCUAGUCUCCUCCCAUACGUCGCAGCCUCCUAUCAAGAACCGAUCGGAGCCUCCCCGGGAACCGUCCAAAGCACGAGCCAGAUUCCAGCAGAAGGAGCCGGACAUUACAGAUGGCACAUGAACGGUUAA